Messenger RNA from Nilaparvata lugens (brown planthopper), 3938 nucleotides. It is a transcript of the gene ProRS-m, whose product is annotated as probable proline--tRNA ligase, mitochondrial. Gene Ontology annotation, cellular component: cytoplasm; mitochondrion. NCBI's taxonomy places the organism in Eukaryota, Metazoa, Arthropoda, Insecta, Hemiptera, Delphacidae. Gene Ontology annotation, molecular function: ATP binding; proline-tRNA ligase activity. Bases 22 to 1245 code for a protein of 407 amino acids. The transcript is spliced from 6 exons. Gene Ontology annotation, biological process: prolyl-tRNA aminoacylation. The record is from RefSeq and is a predicted model, not a curated record.
CGUAUCAUUCAUUUUCAGCUGAUGGUCAGCCAAGGAAUAAUCCAUCAAAGUCAUAAUGGACUAUUCUCCCUUCUACCUCUAGGACUCAGAUCAGUUGAAAAGCUUAUCAAGAUUGUUGAUAGUCACAUGAGGAAACUGGGAGCUCAGAAAAUUAUGGUUCCAUCUUUGACUGACGGCAGCUUAUGGAAAAAGACUGGUAGACUGGAUACUGCGGGACAAGAAAUAUUCAAAGUAUUGGAUCGACACAAGAAAAUGUUCGUUUUAGCACCGACACAUGAGGAGUCACUGGCUAAUAUCCUAGCCACAGUUCCUGUCAUAUCACAUCGCAAUUUGCCGCUUCGACUCUAUCAGAUUACAAAUAAGUAUAGAGAUGAGAUGAGACCCAGGUACGGAUUGAUACGUAGUAAAGAAUUCAUGAUGAAAGAUUUAUAUUCAUUCGAUGCCACAAUUGAAAUGGCACAAAAGACUUACGAUCAUGUAUGUGAGAUUUAUGGACAGCUUCUUGAUCAUAUUGGAAUUAGUUAUUCAAGAGUGGCUGCUCCAAGUGGUAUGAUGGGAGGUGACCAGUCUCAUGAAUUGCACUAUGUGGCAGACAUUGGCGAUGACACGCUGCUGACUUGCGAGGAUUGUGAUUACAGUUGGAACAGAGAAGUUGAUCCACAACUUGAUACUUGCAAGGCUUGCUCUUCUCCGCGACUCAAACAGACAAAGGGCAUAGAGGUAGCCAAUACAUUUCUACUGGGAACGAAGUACUCGAAAGCGUUGUCUGCUCGUUACGUUGGAGCUGGCUCGCAGAAGCCAGUGGACCUGGUGAUGGGCAGCUACGGCAUUGGCAUCACUCGCCUCCUCGCUGCCGCCCUCGAGGUCAACUCCUCCUCCUCGGCGGGACUGCGAUGGCCUCUGCCGCUCGCCCCCUAUACUGUGCUCAUCAUCACACCAAAGGAUGGGAGCAAGGAAUCGUUACAAACACAGGAUGCAGGCAAGGAGCUCUACUUGAGAUUGACCAGUAUGCAUCACUUGGAGAAUGAAGUGUUGUGGGACAACCGAGAUCACUUGUCAAUCGGCCGAAGACUCAAUGACGCCAAACUGACCGGUUAUCCCGUUGUAGUUGUAAUAGGUAAAUUGUAUGUGGGGCAGACGCCCAAAUGCGAGGUUCAUUGUGUUGAUGAUAACUCAGUACAUGAGUUGGAGAUAGGUGAAUUACAGCAGUUUCUUAGUCAACAGAAAUAUUCAUCUUCCAGCUGAGCGUAAAUCUAAUAUAGUUGUAGCAAACCGAAUGUAAAUGUAAUGUAAAUAGAAAUGUUUUUAUCAUAUAUAGUAGCAAAUUACUUAUAGAAAUAUUGUUAGUUUCAAACACAAAACGUUGUUACCAUUAGGGUGGCCUAUAAGUCAGUUGACACACUGUUCUGUUGUUAUAUUCAUUGUUUAUCGAAUAACAAUGAACACACUAUCAUGAACAAACAUCAAACGUGAAAACCUCAAACUAAACUGUGCUAAAAAAUCCUAAACAGCUGUGGUUUGAAUUGUAACAACAGCUGACCUUGAAAAUUGUUAGCGUCAACUGACUUUGGGCCAUUCUUUAUUAUAGCAGGGCUACUCAACUUACGGUCCGCAAGCUGUAUUCAUAUUAUGGUCCACCUAAAUGACAAGAGAAACAACGAAUUUUAAAGUUUUCUCAAAAUGUUGUAUAUGAUAUUUACCGGGUAGGUUGAUUCUACCAAGUGUCAUUGGAGAACUAGUAUCGAAUUGAGUAAUUACUCUGUCAAGUAUGCUGAGGUCUUAGGCAACUAAGCACAAGGGCUACUUUGAUGAAAUUUAUAAAACCUGCUAUCGAAUGCCAUUCUACAGCAUCUUGCCCUCUGACAAUUUCAAAAACUUGGACGUUUUUGCUUGUGUCAUGCUCUCAGUGUUUUGCUAGAACUAGAGUUGUUUUUGUGACAGUACGCGCCGCAAUGCCGUACCGGUACUCUAGGUUAUGCCAGUAAAUCACAAUUUAGAUAGGAGUAAAAGAAGUUGAACUGUCUCAGACAAUAAUAAUCUUUCUACUCUGAUGUAGCCAAGUAGGGAUGGUCUUAGAUUCUUUAUAAUAUUCAGGACAAAUUAUUGAAAAAUUUCAGUUUUUUUCUGUUGCUCCCAAAUACCUUGAAAACACAUUUUUUGAGGCUAAAUUUAUUCUGGGGCGGAACCCCCUUCUCUCCUCCGUAACAUUGCCUACCAGAACCAAUAUUGCUACAAAAACAGCACUGGCUGAACCUAUUCAUUUAUUGGGUCAAGAACGUUACACUAUUAGAAAGAAAAAUUGUGCCGUAGCCCAAAAUAUUAUUUCUCUUCGGAUUCUUCUCAAAUUUAGUUUUUUAAAUUGACCAAAGUGUCUUGCUCCCAUAAAACGAUUCAGGUUCAUUCGUUGGAGGAUUUUAUAAAUGUAACAGAGUAAUCAUCGGCCAGAAGAUUAUGGCAUCAUUAGGGUCUUACAGGCUUAAGCACGGCCACUACUUCAGCUUGGCUCCACAAAUUUAUUCAAUUCACUGACACAGGCAUUAAUCAUUCUAUAUUGGAAUAAUCCAUUCCAAUAUAGAGGAUUCUAAUAAUUGUUUUUUCUGUUAUAUCAUCUGUACCAUCAGCCAUGUUUUCCUUCAUGCCUUUGAUAAUCAGUUUGAGUUCUUUCAUUGAGAAAGAGAGGUCAAGCUCCCCAGCCUCUCCUUGGCUUCUCCUCAUCAGUUCCUUUUUCACCCUUGAAAUUUUCCACUUUUUAAAAGUUUUGCUGCCACUUGUUCUGCUGUGACAGUAGAACAGAUUUUUUGUUGUUGUGUUGGUCUUGUUGGGUCUCCACUUAGAAAAUUCCUAGUAAUAGCUGUUUUUCAACAUAAAUUGCACUGUUUUAUUGCUAGUGAGCUAAUCUAAAAGUUUUUAAAAUUCCAAAAACGCCAAAUCCGAGAAUUAAAAAAAAACUGUAUAUCAAGUAAACUUGUAACUUUGGAAAAAUACUUAGCAUUGUGAACUUGUAGAUUGAUGAGCUGAUAAUCUCAUAUCAGAAUUGCAAAUCUGUAACUGUAUUAGUUGUAUAAAUAUAAAAUAAUUUGUGUUGUGGAAUGUUACCUUUCUUCCACUCAACUAAUUUUUUUAAAAGAGACUGUAUCAAUAAGGACUUUGCUUAUUGGGGAUAAUAUGAAUAUUUUAUUGAAUACCAACAUUAUAAAACUACAAAAAAUUUUACUUGUAUACACUAAUAAAUCAUGAAUUUACCUAUUAGUUUUCUUCAUAAACUCAGUUCUUUCACUAAUUUUUUCCAUAGUAAAGGUUUUGUUGUCAGAUUUUGUGGUGACCUGGAAAAAAUAUAGAUAAAAUGCUUUGUUGAAAAAUAUAGUUAUUUUUAAGUUUGUUUAAAUGGUUCGGUUGAGCUAUUCUAUGCUAAGAGCACAUUAGAAAAACCUUAUGAUUAUGAACAAGUAUUGAGGCCAUUAAUUUGAGAUUUUUUAAGAAAAAAUUCAGUAGAAAGAUUGCUUGUGUGUUUCUAUUCUUUGUAUUAUAUUCUUUAAAAUUUAAUAUUCAUCAGAUAAAUAAGUAAUAAAUCCUACCUUCAACUAUGUGUGAUAUAUUCAUUCAUCGUCAUCACUUCCUGCAGCUUGGUUUGUUGGAAGUUGCAGUAUCUCAUCAUAAAAGUGCUGGUGCUGAUCUGGGAUGUAAUGCUUCACUUUUUCAAUGUCCUGCAAUUUCUUUGGAUUGACUGGAACUUUUCCUUUGUAAAGUUUGUCUUCAGGAAGCAAAAUAAUUCCACGUCGUCCUUUGAGAAGUCUAAACGUUGAGCUGUGUGCACCAUCUAUGUAUUCAAAAGCAGUAACACACUCGUCACUGGUGUACUUGAAAUGUCUGUACUUGCUGAUCAAAAACUUUUCAUUCCUCCUCUCAACAUCAGUACAAUAUUUUUUAAAGUAGUGUGG